AAGAUACCACGACGUCAGGGAAAGCGUUUGUAUGCUUGCAUGAACGUAAAAAUACUAUAUUUCAACAAAUGGGAUUGACUUCCCCUACAAGGAGAUUUGGAUAUGAUCUCGCGCAGAGGCCGAUACCAGUCUUGGUCUAGUACUGGGAAACUUGAGACCAGCCUCGGAUUUCCGUCAAGGCUUCUUAGGUAUCACGUCCCUGGGCUGAAGACCUGGUCUGGUAAACAGCUCUUUUUGGGUGUGUAUGUAACGUCUAAAGAGAGAAGAGAGGAGCGGGGAGCUCGAGCUAAGUACAGGGUGCCACGCUAGGGCCAAGUCAUGUGACGCUGACGUCACAACA
This is a messenger RNA of Hyaloscypha bicolor E, 340 nucleotides long. RefSeq lists its product as uncharacterized. The coding region runs from base 103 to 309 and encodes 68 amino acids. The record is from RefSeq and is a predicted model, not a curated record. The transcript has a single exon. Lineage: Eukaryota; Fungi; Ascomycota; Leotiomycetes; Helotiales; Hyaloscyphaceae.